AUGUUGCGGAGCUGGGAGCUCUUCAGGCACAUGCGACAGCACAUGUUUCGCAUGCACCCACAGCUGCCGCUCAAGUCUGUUGUCUGCCUGGUGAGAGAGCACGAGGAUUCGGGGCGUGGACGCAGGCUUGUGCAAGAAGAUGCGGACAAAGUUUUGGAGAUUGCAGAGGACGCCCUGAAAGCGCAUUCGCGUCCAGAGUCACUGGUGAUUUUCAAUGGGACCUGGAAUGGAAAGAAGGCCACAUUUGAAAAGCAAUGCCGAAUCUUUGACUUUGCUGUGGAUGCCUUGUACGGGCCGACCAGAUCAACGUGGCUGCACUACAAUGUGUUCGUCUAUGAUGCAGGUGACAAUGUUGCGAACUACAUGAAGGUGGACCUAGACUGCUCCCAGAUGGCCAUGGAUUCAGUAGGCUCCAAGAACAAUGCGAAAAUCGCGGUGAUGGCCGAUGGAGUUGCUAUCAGGCAGGUCGACUCCACAGACCCGCGUUGCAGAUGUCGAACGGAGGACACGCGGCCGCUCGUUCUUCGGGCAAAAGUGCCAUGCUUUUGCCCAGACGAACGGGUGGGUGCUUUUGUAGAAUUCCAUGGCAGUACCGUCAUCAAGAAUAGUCAAGGGCGCCCUUGGGUCAACGUUUGUGUGGACAGCCAUGCAGGCAUGACAGAUUUGCUUGCAGCCACAGUUCUGCACGAAGCGUUGAACGUCGGCGAUUCUCACAUUGAAGAUGCGGCUCUUCCAGAACGAUGUGAAAGCAUAUGGAGCGAAGAGGUGCAAGAGUUUGGCUGCGCCAAGCGAAGGCAUGUGAAGUUGCAGCAGUGGCGGAAUGUGGAGACACCUCUGGACCAGGCGAAAGCGAAGGCAUUCCUUGGAUUCAGGAUGGUGGAGGACCCUGCCAUACUUUGCAUCGAGGGUUCCAAGGGGCUGGGCUCCCGAAAGCCGCCGGCCAACGACACCCACGGUGGAGUAGAACUGAGGCAAAGCGACCUCGAGAUCUUCGGGCGUAAGUACGACUGCCGAGAAUUCAAUGCUUCAGCUUUGGUGGUAGAAGAGCCCGCCGGCAUGGAGGCUACAACAAACAUAGCGGACGCCCCAAAGAGGAAGGCCAAGAACUUGAAGACAGAUGAUUCCCACCUGUGGAUGUUCAUGUGCUUUCCCGCCGACGGCAACUGUUGCUUUCAGGAAGAUACUGAAAUGCGUCCAGACGCAGAUCCCUUCACCAUUGCAGGGAAUGCAGGGCAUGUUGCCACCGGAGAGGAUGUCGCAGGGACAGAGGAAUACGAAAAUGCCACAGACAAUGGCUCCCCGAGUGCAGGUGUCUUUCAUGCAGACCAAUCCCAGUUUGCGAACGACAAGUUGUCCUCAGGGGGUACGGAUUUCCGGCUGAAGGAGCAGCUGUCGCCUGCUCUGAGGCAAGAGGUGGAGCAAAUCAAGGCUGACAUCGCUGCGAAGCAGGCCCUGAAGGCAGCGGAAGUCGGAGGCACGCUGACGGACGUGCAGGAGACCGACACCCGGGCAGAGGCACAGGCGCCGCCGAAGGUCGGCGCUGAGCGAGGCCGAGGAGCAUCGGGCCGCGCGGUGCAGGCCGAGGUGCCCACAGAACGGCCGAUCGCCUUCGAGGCGUGGCCGGUGCUUCCAGGGUUGCUUGCUGUCUUCCUCAAGAAAGACAGCAAGUAG
Symbiodinium necroappetens is the source of this 1671-nucleotide messenger RNA. NCBI's taxonomy places the organism in Eukaryota, Dinophyceae, Suessiales, Symbiodiniaceae. The record is from the annotation of a GenBank genome assembly.